Strongylus vulgaris is the source of this 258-nucleotide messenger RNA. The record is from the annotation of a GenBank genome assembly. NCBI's taxonomy places the organism in Eukaryota, Metazoa, Nematoda, Chromadorea, Rhabditida, Strongylidae.
AUGGAUUGUUACCUCGGGAAGAUAUUAAGGCAUAAUGGCGAUUUUCUAGUUCGAACAACUGAGCCGGUUGCAGGACAACCCCGAGCAUUUGUACUAUCCGUUAUGUUCAAAGAGGAAUUUGAAGAUCAAGGAGUGAGCAAUGGUUUCAAUAACGCCCAAAGUUGUGUUGUAUGUCAGAAAGCCGAGAACACUACAAGAACAGGAACUUUUGGGCGCUGUUCCAAAAAGGCGCCCAAAAGUUUUGACGAGACACGUUAA